CGUUAUGUACGUGUAAGGAAGGACAAUUCACCACCAUGCGAUAUAUUUCUAUGCCUCUAUUAGGCACCAACACAAGCGAGUCUCGAUAAAUACCAGACACCAUCCUCCCCGGGUGUCUGCGAUUCCUCCCAUGCGCUCCUUCUUCCGCCAACUCUUCGCCAAAAGAGUGGCACACAAAAUCCAUCCUCCGCAUCCUCCACCGCAGUCUCGCCCAAUCAUGUCCUCAUCAGCCUCAGCACUAAUCUACGGCGCGACCGUCGCCGUGCCUUCAAUAGCAAGCACCAGACCCGACGACGAAAUCACCAAGACGAAGAAAUGGCACGUCAAGAGCGGUGGAUUCGACAACCCAUGGCCAUCAUGGCAUUUUCCUUCCUUCUGGACCAUUAUGAGCGGUAUGCUUGGCCGCAGGUUCAGCGGGCAGGCCAAUAAACCCGACACAACUCCUCCUACAGUGCCAGUACAUCCACCAACGUUCCUACCCUCGCGAACAGCCAGCACAGCGCUGCGAGCGACAUGGCUCGGCCAUGCGUGUUACUACCUCGAGUUUCCCUCCGGUCUACGAGUCCUGUUCGACCCAGUCUUCACGGACCGCUGCUCGCCAUUUUCCUGGCUGGGCCCUAAGCGAUACACCGAAAUGCCCUGCCAGAUCAAAGAUAUUCCGACGAUAGACGCGGUAGUCAUCUCCCACAACCACUACGAUCACCUCUCACACCCAACCAUCAUGGAGAUCCGCAAACUGCACCCCGAAGCCCACUUCUUCGUCCCCCUCGGUAACAAGAAGUGGUUCAAGGCCUGCGGGAUUGAAGAACACUGCACAGAAAUGGACUGGUGGGAUGAGAUCGAUUUUACAUUGACACCCUCUGCCCCUGCGGAAAAGAAGGGUAGCAUUACUUCAACGGACAGUCCGACACCAAAACCAGCAGCCGACACGAUCACAUCACGCAUCUCUUGUCUGCCCUGUCAGCACAUGUCAGCGCGAAGCAUCCACGACCGCUGCGCGACACUCUGGGCCUCGUGGUCCGUAUCUUCAGGUGGCAAGUCCGUCUAUUUUGGUGGUGAUACGGGCUAUCGUUCUGUACCGAAAGAGUCGGACGGUAAGGAUGACUGGGCCGAAGAGUACUCUUCACUCCCGCACUGCCCUGCCUUUGCAGACAUUGGUCGUCUGAGGGGUCCAUUCGACCUCGGUCUCAUCCCCAUUGGUGCGUACAUGCCUAGAUGGAUCAUGAGCCCGAUGCAUUGUGAUCCUCGAGAUGCGGUUGAGGUCUUCAGGGACACCAAGUGCAAGAAAGCUAUGGGCAUCCACUGGGGCACUUGGGUCCUGACGGAAGAAGAUGUCUUGGAACCGCCCAGGCUGCUAAAGAAGGCUCUUGCUCACCACUCCAUACCCGAGACCGGCGUGUUUGACGUUUGUGAUAUUGGCGACAGUCGAGAAUUUUGAGCCUGCAUCUCGGCCAAUCGGUGCUAUUAGAUGGUUGUUAUUAGACAGCAUGAUGUUCGAGGGAGUUCUAGCGGGUUGGGCUAAUCAGGUGAACUUGUACAACAAUGACUCGACGGCCUGAUGGAAGACCAGUCUUGUGCUCAAAAUGAAGCAUCUCAAUUCCAUUGUUGUCUUAACAAGCUCACGAUCAAGAUGCAUCCGACUU
Messenger RNA from Exophiala viscosa, 1643 nucleotides. RefSeq names its product beta-lactamase superfamily domain-containing protein. The record is from RefSeq and is a predicted model, not a curated record. The transcript has a single exon. Gene Ontology annotation, biological process: N-acylethanolamine metabolic process; N-acylphosphatidylethanolamine metabolic process. Gene Ontology annotation, molecular function: zinc ion binding; N-acylphosphatidylethanolamine-specific phospholipase D activity. Gene Ontology annotation, cellular component: cytoplasm; membrane-bounded organelle. The coding region runs from base 131 to 1438 and encodes 435 amino acids. Lineage: Eukaryota; Fungi; Ascomycota; Eurotiomycetes; Chaetothyriales; Herpotrichiellaceae.